This is a messenger RNA of Salvia splendens (bonfire salvia), 417 nucleotides long. RefSeq names its product mucin-1-like. The transcript has a single exon. The record is from RefSeq and is a predicted model, not a curated record. NCBI's taxonomy places the organism in Eukaryota, Viridiplantae, Streptophyta, Magnoliopsida, Lamiales, Lamiaceae. The coding region runs from base 1 to 417 and encodes 138 amino acids.
AUGGCACCCCAAGCUGUUGCACUUGCUCUUGCGCUAACAUUUUUAUUUGCCUCCAACGCCGCCGCAGCUCGGCCAUCAUCAUCGCCGACCAUCUCCCCGUCAAAGUCCGCCCCCGGAGCAGCUCCCAUUCCGGCAGCCAAAAAAGCCAUGCCUCCAAUCCCUCAUGCAGCACCGAAGGCGGCCCCUCACGGAGCGCCGAAGGCGGCCGCCAAGCCCAAUAAAACCUCCGCCGCUUCUCCGGAGGCCUCGGCGGCGCCUGGUCCCGACGGCUCCUCUUCUGUUGAUAUAUCACCUGCUCCGGGCAAUCCCGAUGAGGUGCCAGCUGAUACACCAACCACAGACGGCGCCUCCUCCAUGAAGCUCUCCGUUGCCGGCGUCGCUGCCGCCACUGCCGCCGUCGGGUUCUUGCUGUUUUAA